Molecule: messenger RNA, 1906 nt
Organism: Piliocolobus tephrosceles (Ugandan red Colobus)
Lineage: Eukaryota; Metazoa; Chordata; Mammalia; Primates; Cercopithecidae
Gene: GPR19
Product: G protein-coupled receptor 19
Exons: 4
Coding region: 338-1591 (417 amino acids)
Biological process (GO): G protein-coupled receptor signaling pathway
Cellular component (GO): plasma membrane
Molecular function (GO): G protein-coupled receptor activity
Source: RefSeq, a predicted model, not a curated record
CCGCCUAGUGGGAGGCGGCGCCCUUGGGGAGUGUCCGUCGCGUUGAUCUGAUGGAUUCAAGUACAGAACACCACGUUCUAUGAGAUUUUCCUGGCAAAAGUCCACAAGCUUGAUGUAUGGGACACCUGCACAGGCAUUAGAUUUGGCCCUGCAACAUCUUAAAGGAAGCAGGCUGUGAGCCAAGGGAAAGGCAGAGGACAGAAAUGAAUGUGUUUCCAGGCUUUCCUGGUGGUUUAUGGCAUUCUCCAAACUCGUAUGCAAGGGCUAUUCCUGACCAAGAAGAUCUAAGGAGAACGUCUCUGAAAUCAAGUCCGGAUGAAGAAUUAAGAGAAAAAAAAUGAAUAUGGUCUUUGCUCACAGAAUGGAUAACAGCAAGCCACAGUUGAUUAUUCCUACACUUCUGGUACCGCUCCAAAACCGCAGCUGCUCUGCAGCAGCUACACCUCUGCCAAGCCAGUACCUGAUGGAAUUAGGUGAGGAGCACGGCUGGAUGAGCAACCAAACACAUCUGCACUAUGGACUGAAACCUGGGGAAGUGGCCACAGCCAGCAUCUUCUUUGGGACUCUGUGGUUGUUUUCUAUCUUCGGCAAUUCCCUGGUUUGUUUGGUCAUCCACAGGAGUAGGAGGACUCAGUCUACCACCAACUACUUUGUGGUCUCCAUGGCAUGUGCUGACCUUCUCAUCAGCGUUGCCAGCACGCCUUUCGUCCUGCUCCAGUUCACCACUGGAAGGUGGACGCUUGGUAGUGCAAUGUGCAAGGUUGUGCGAUAUUUUCAGUAUCUCACUCCAGGUGUCCAGAUCUAUGUUCUCCUCUCCAUCUGCAUAGACCGGUUCUACACCAUCGUCUAUCCUCUGAGCUUCAAGGUGUCCAGAGAAAAAGCCAAGAAAAUGAUCGCAGCAUCGUGGAUCUUUGAUGCAGCCUUUGUGACCCCUGUGCUCUUUUUCUAUGGCUCCAACUGGGACAGUCAUUGUAACUAUUUCCUCCCUUCCUCUUGGGAAGGCACAGCCUAUACUGUCAUCCACUUCUUGGUGGGCUUUGUGAUUCCAUCUGCACUCAUAAUUUUAUUUUACCAAAAGGUCAUCAAAUAUAUUUGGAGAAUAGGCACAGAUGGCCGAACAGUGAGGAGGACAAUGAACAUCGUCCCUCGGACAAAAGUGAAAACCAUCAAGAUGUUCCUCAUUUUAAAUCUGUUGUUUUUGCUCUCCUGGCUGCCUUUUCAUGUAGCUCAGCUAUGGCACCCGCAUGAACAAGACUGUAAGAAAAGUUCCCUUGUUUUCACAGCUAUCACAUGGAUAGCCUUUAGUUCUUCAGCCUCUAAACCUACUCUGUAUUCAAUUUAUAAUGCCAAUUUUCGCAGAGGGAUGAAAGAGACUUUUUGCAUGUCCUCUAUGAAAUGUUACCGAAGUAAUGCCUAUACUAUCACAACGAGUUCAAGGAUGGCCAAAAAAAACUAUGUUGGCAUUUCAGAAAUCCCUUCCAUGGCCAAAACUAUUACCAAAGACUCAAUCUAUGACUCAUUUGACAGAGAAGCCAAGGAAAAAAAGCUUGCUUGGCCCAUUAACUCAAAUCCACCAAAUACUUUUGUCUAAUUUCUCAUUCUUUCAAUUGUUAUGCACCAGAGAUUAAAAAGCUUUAAUUAUAAAAACAGAAGCUGUUUACAUAUUUGUUUUCCCUCAACUUUCCAAGGGAAAUGUUUUAUUUCGUAAAAUGCAUUCAUUUGUUCAUUGUGGUUUUUGUGGGUUUUAUUUUACUUGCUUUUUAUGUUUUAGGAAAAGCGUUCACUUUGAGCUAUAGCCAACAGUCCUUUUACUAUUAAUAUAUUAGUUACAUGCAUAAAAAAGAAAAUGCUUUCUUAACACUCAUUUACUGUUGGUUCAAAAACAUAAACCUAAGCCAUACACACA